AUGUCUCAGGUAUUCCAUAAGGCCUGUUAUACAUCCCGUAUUCCGAAAUGUCGGACACUAUCGACCAAUACGGAUCACAACAAACAAAAUACUGACGAAGAUACAUACGACAGAAAAAUCGAAGAACUUAAGCUCGAAGUUUCGGAAAAAAUCGACAAAGAAAUUGAUCGAGCGAAAACAUCUCGACAAUCGAUUUUAGAAAAAUUCAACAAAAUCGAUUCCAAAAUCGACUCAAUGCUCGAAAUACAAGACAAGGUUACGGCUCUUCGCAAAGAUUUGCACACAGCCGAAUAUACCCUUUCUGAACUAACAGCUAAGAUCGCAAAAAUAGAAUUAGCAUCGAGUAGCAGCGACGGUUUCAGUCUGCAUUCAAAGAAUAUGUCUUUCAGGUCAAAAGAACCGAUCAUUGAAGAACUGGAGUAUCACAACAUCCAGACAAGAAAAUAUCUAAGACACAAACAGCUUCGCUACUAUAUAAACACCAAGAUAACUAACAAAGCUGGAUGA
Molecule: messenger RNA, 507 nt
Organism: Bombyx mandarina (wild silkworm)
Lineage: Eukaryota; Metazoa; Arthropoda; Insecta; Lepidoptera; Bombycidae
Source: RefSeq, a predicted model, not a curated record